AUGAAACAAACAGAUUCCAAGGAAUGGUGGAAAGAAGUAAAGCGUUUAAGUGGAAUGGCAUCUACUAGAUCUAGUGAUAUUAGAAAUAUAAUAGAUAUUGAAAACCUCGAACAAUUAUCUGAGCAAGAAUUAGCUAACAAGAUCAAUGAAGCUUUCUUGGAUCCCUUAUCUGUAUAUAAACUGCCCAGCCCCCUUCUUCCUUUCGAGCUAGAAGUUAACAACCCUGAGUUUUUAGUAGUCACUGAAGAAACAGUGUAUUCAUAUUUAUCAAAGCUGAACCCUACAAAAACUUGUGGUCCUGAUGAAAUAUCAAAUUGGCUUCUUCGUGAUUAUGCAGCUAUAUUAGCGUUCCCAAUUAAUUAGUACCAUCUUAAAUGCUUCCUUCAAGCAACAACGACUUCCAUCGAUGUGGAAACUAGCCAAUGUUUUACCUAUACCUAAAUCUAAGACAGUUCAAAUCUUAGAAAAAGAUCUCAGACCUAUCUCACUGACCCCGAGCAUAUCCAAAGCAGCUGAAGAAUGUGUGGUAAAUAGAUAUAUCAAACCUGCGGUUCUGAAAUCCAUCGACUCAAAUCAACUUGGUUCUAUUCCUAAUUCUUCAACCACAUUUGCCCUUGGCUCUUCUUAAUAAUGAUUAAUGAUUUGAAGAAACAUAGUGAGAACUUAUGGAAAUACGUUGACGAUACCACGGCGUCGGAAGUUGUAUUGCAAGGCGAUCACAGUGAAGCUCAACUGAUUGCAAAUGAAAUUUUAGAUUGGUUCAAUAUCAAUAGAAUGCAAUUAAAUGCUGAUAAAUGUAAGGAGAUACGAAUUUCUUGUGCACGGAAUCAACCCGAGCUUAACCCAAUUUCAAUUGAGAAUCAAAUCAUAGAAGUUGUAUCCGAUUUUAAAGUGCUAGGUCUUAACAUUAGCAACAACCUUACGUGGAAUAAACAUAUCACUGAAUUAGUCAAGAAAGCCUCCAAAAGGAUAUAUUUCCUUAUUCAACUUAAGAGAGCAAAAAUCCCAAUACAAGAACUAAUCACAUUUUACAUAACCUGUAUAAGAUCUGUGUUGGACUAUGCUGUCCCGGUUUUCCACUACAGCCUACCCAAGUAUUUAAGUCAAGAUUUGGAACGAGUCCAGAAACGCGUAUUUGGAAUUAUUUAUCCCCAUUUGAAAUAUGAGGAAGCUUUAAAUCUCAGUGGAAUUGAACAUCUUUCCACUCACCAUCAAAACAGCUGCAAGAAAUUGUUUAAUGCAAUUAUCAAAGAUUCUAAUCACAGUCUACAUUACCUCUUGCCGCCAAGGUAUAACUCCAUCCACGACCUGAGAUCUAUUAGAUCAUUUGACGUUCCAGUUUGUAAAACCAAUCGGUUUAGUAAUAGUUUUAUUAUGGCAUCGAGUAGCAAAACUGAAUAGGUUUUACUCUUUAUUUACUUAUUUUAUAUUCUUAAUAACUUUUGCAUGCUUAUUAUAAACAGACACUUUUGACAAUUUAGUUAAUUAAUUAUAAUACUUUGAUAUAUUUCAAAACUCUAAUUUUAAUAAUUUUUAAUUGUAAGUAUAAUACGCAAUUCAGCUAAUGGCUGCAAUGUAUUUACCAUUUCUAAAUAAAGUAUAAGUAUAAAGUAUAAGUAUAAAGAAUGUUUACACUCGAGCUAAGACGACGUACAAGGCUUACGUCGCCUUAUUUACAUGUGCCUCUACACGCGGCAUUCAUUUGGAACUAACUCCAUCUCUAACUGGAUCUUUCUGCGCAAGCUUUCGUUCGAAGUCUACAGCGUUUCAUAGGACGACGCGGAGUACCUAUAGCUUCCUUGUAUCGGACAAUGGGAAGACUUUCACGAAUUCUACUGUAAAGAAAUUUAUACAGCAGUAUGGUAUCACCUGGAAAUUUAAUGUCGCUCGUGCCCCAUGGUGGGGUGGAUUUUUUGAACGCUUGGUGCGCUGUGUCAAACGAUGUUUGAAAAAGACUCUCGGCAAUGCUCGUGUUUCCUUUGAAGAAUUCGAGUCUGUUUUAAUUCAAGUGGAAGGAAUUCUGAAUUCACGUCCACUCACGUACGUGCACGAAGAAAUGAGCGAACCACUCACGCCUUCAAUCAUGUGUGUUGGUCGACGAUUGUUAAGUAAUCCAAUAACGUAGGAGAAGAAAACCAACGACAACCUAGUUGAUGAUGCAAGAAGGAGAGAGAGGUUCCUGACUCGAGUAUUAAAUCAUUUCUGGGAACGCUGGCGUAAGGAAUAUUUGACGGAAUUACGAGAACAGCACAAAGUAAAGAAUGGUUCAGCAGGUGAUUCGAUCAGCCAGGGAGACAUUGUUGUGGUUCAUGAAGAUAAAAUUCCUCGACAGCUAUGGAAAGUCGGUAGAGUUGAUGAUUUAAUGCGUGGUCGAGACGGGAAUGUACGUGCAGCAACUAUUAGAACAUCGUCUGGAGGUCGAGUGCAGCAACUACAAAGACCGAUUCAACGAUUGUAUCCAAUAGAAAUUCCUACGAAAAACCCAGAGACUGUUCCACAGAUAAAGUUCGUUCGAGACAAUGUGCCUAAUACAAUACAAAACUUUAAUACUUAA
Paramuricea clavata is the source of this 2554-nucleotide messenger RNA. The record is from the annotation of a GenBank genome assembly. Lineage: Eukaryota; Metazoa; Cnidaria; Anthozoa; Malacalcyonacea; Plexauridae.